AUGAAUAGCGUGUUUUCGGAUGACCUCCGCAGAAAGAAGGAGCACAUUGCAUCCAGCGCCAAGCUCAAUGCAUUUAUAGUUGUCUUGCUUGUGACGAACACGAUCAUUUUGGGCAUAGAAGUGGAUGACCAGAGGGCAGCUGCAGUUGAGACUAAUAUUGGGUUUGUUCUUCUUGAAGUAGUCUUUGCGACGAUCUUUGUCUUGGAAUGGCUUGUUCGACUUCACCAACAGCAGUUCGAGUUCUUCCAUGAUGGCUGGAAUGUCUUUGAUUUCAGUCUCGUACUGAUGGGCUUUGGCGACUUGAUGAUGACGCUCUUUCGCCCAGUUGCAGGCGUACAGUUGGCCAAGGCAUUUCGAGUCUUUCGCGGCUUACGCGUUGCCCGGAGCGUGAAGGGCGUCAAUGGUCUGGGAGGGCUUUGGUUCAUGAUCCAAGGCUUGCUGGACUCAUUUAAGGCCGUCACAUUUGUUGCAACGCUUGCAGCAGUUGCGCUGUACGUCUUCGGAGUGUCGCUGACCUCGGUGGUGGCGACAGAUCCUCUUGUCUUGAACUACUGGCCAACCGCGAAGUUUUAUUUCGGCACGAUAGGCCAGUCAAUGAUGACAAUGCUACAGGUAGCAACACUGGACAGUUGGGCAGGUUUAGUUGCUCGCCCACUGUUUUACUUGUCUCCUCAAGGCGUCGUGCUGUUGAUCCUGGGGGUUAUCCUGCUGACCUACGCCAUCUUCAACCUUCUCGUGGCAGUGAUGGUGAAGCAGAUCACAUCCCUAGCAUGCGACAGCAAGGAGGCCUCGGCAAGGAUGUUGAUCAACUCAGAACGGUACAUCUUGCACACCUUGCUGCUCGAGUUCCACCGGCAUGACCAGGACAACAUGGGCCUUGGCCUUCGGGAGUUCAAGAAGAUGAUAAGGCAGCCUGAUGUACUUGCUAAGCUGUCGUUGCUUGGCCUUCGCGUGGACGAAACUGAAGAGCUCUUCACUGUACUUGAUGCUGAUGGCAGUGGAGAGGUUAGCGCUGAGGAGCUGAUCGAUGGGAUUCAGCAACUGAAGGGUCCAGCUACUGGCCAGGACAUGGUUCGGCUCAUCAGUAUCGCGCUUCACGAGAACUGGCGGGCUGGAUGCUUCGUCGAGCGGCUGCGGCGCAUGAGCUGUAAGGCUGAUCAGAUUCAGGGGCGACUGAAUGGUAUGGGAUUCCAGCUGACACAGGAAAGGCGUGCAGCCAAAAACGCGGAAGACCGUUAUGUACUGCUUCACAACCAGGCGGCAGAUAGGGACAACGUGAUCUAUGAGAUGGACCAGUACCGGUUCAGCAACUACCCGGAGAUCGUGCCUAAGCCCGUGCCAAAGCAGGUCGUGCUUGUGAUAAUGUACUGGCUGACGAGGAAGAGAGGCUGCAGUUUGAGAGCUGCGCAGAGUGUGGCGAUCAAUGCGGCGGUUAUUUGGAGUGUCACGUGCUCCAACCGUGAGAUCUGUGGGCCUCGGUUCCGGGACGCUCAGAAGUUCGCUGACGGUGAGGCACACAUCAUGGUUGCCACCGAGUUCGGGGGUCGAGGCAUUGACUGGCACCAGGUGGAUCAUGUCAUCAACUUCCAGAUGCCAACAGGUGCCGUCUGCUGGCUUCACCGCGUUGGCCGCACGGGCCGGAUGGGAAAGCGAGGCCUUGUGACGAACUUCAUCGGAAGCAAGGACCAGGUCUUGUCGAAGCUCAUCCAAGAUCAAUUGCAGGCUGGCGAGGACCUGCACACCCUAUUCUCCAGAAAAAGGUCGCUGCGCAGACGCCUGCGCAACCGCAAGGAGGAUGGUGAUCCUGCUUCGGACAGCGAAGGCAGUGACGGACCUGUGAAUUUGGAUGGUGGUCUUGAGAUCCUAAGCAAAGCCGACCGCACCCAGAGUGCAGAAGGCGAGCUUCUUGGAUACUUGACCACACCUGCGUUGGAAGAUGGUUUCUCUCGUGGCCCAAGGGCGAAGACUCGAGCGACGAAGCUACGCACGGCAAGUUCGCAGGAGGAAAGUGCCACGGGCGAUGGCUUGUCGGACAUCCGUGAUCGUCUCCUUGCCAGUGAUUCCGAGUCCGACAAUGAAGUGCAAGAGUCGAGUUCAGAAGAUGAAGCUGGCGGCGAGCACAAGCAAGAGGGCAGUCGAACCAGCCAGCCGGCGAAGACCCCCUUCAGCUGGUCGCAGCUGGCCGAAGACGGAGAUGCUGCGCUCGGGCCUGCACCCGUUCGACAGCUGGAACGUGCUGGAGGCGGCGAUAGAAUACAGGCUGCCACCUUCGGAGGCCGCUACACUGACCAAGACCGCCUCCCGAGCUCGCGGCGUAUUGCUCGGAGGAAAGCUCUUGGUGUGCGAACGAAGAACCGGCUGGAUGCAGGUCGAAAUUAUGCUUCGCCAGAUGAUGACCUCUUGCUGUGA
Symbiodinium natans is the source of this 2409-nucleotide messenger RNA. The record is from the annotation of a GenBank genome assembly. Lineage: Eukaryota; Dinophyceae; Suessiales; Symbiodiniaceae.